Molecule: messenger RNA, 1686 nt
Organism: Chlorella variabilis
Lineage: Eukaryota; Viridiplantae; Chlorophyta; Trebouxiophyceae; Chlorellales; Chlorellaceae
Exons: 5
Coding region: 1-1686 (561 amino acids)
Source: RefSeq, a predicted model, not a curated record
AUGGAGGACGCCGCGGCCGCCAUCGGGGCAGCCUUUGGCUCCCAGCACAUCGCUGCGGAAGCCGCCAAGGCCCUGCGCGACCUCCUCCCCGGGCUGCUGUUCCUGCGGGCCUCGGUGCGCUGCGGCACGGGGCUGUUUGUCAGCCAGGACCUGCUGCAGGCGGGCAGCAACGAGCUCAGCGUGGUGUCGCUCAAGAAUAGCCUGGCGGGGGUGGCCAUGGCGCAGGGGCGCACCGUCGUGGUGGCGGCGCCCGCCACUAGCCAGGCCGCGCCCUCCGCGGCCCAGGUGCUGUGCGUGCCGGUGGCAGUGGCGCCGGCCACGGCCGGCGGCAGCGGCCGCGGCGCGCCGCCGGAGGCGGCAGCGGCUGCCUCUGCCGCUACCUCCACGGCAGCAGCAGCCAGCGGCGCCCAGUACCGUCCCAUCUAUGUCGGGGCGCUGAUGGCGGGCGUGGCAGACGGCGGCGGCGCCCCGCCGCAGCUGUGGGAGCGGCUGCAGGCGCUGGCGGAGGCGGCGCCGCCCUACUUUCUUCUGCUGGGCCUCACCAAGGCCGCUGACAUGGCAGAGAUGCUGAAGCUGCGGGCAGCUGACUGCAGCUGCUGCGCGGAGGAUGAGCUGCAGGACAUGCCCCUCAGCGCCUGCACCCCGCGCUCCGUGUCGCCCGGCGGCGGCGGCGGCAGCGGCGGCGGCGCGCAGGCCGAGGCGGGCGGCGGCUGCGGCGCAGCGAAGAAGGCAGCCGAGGCCGAGCAGGCGCAGACGCUGCACGCCGCGGCGGUGGCCGCGCUGUCGCAGCGCUCCGGGCUGACGCUGGGCUCAGCCGGCCCCGCCGCCGCGCCUGCGGCUGCGGCCGCGGAAGCCGCCGCCGACGCGCCCAGCAGCAGCGGCGGCGGCGGCCUGAAGGGCGCGCCACUGCAGGGCCUGCCGCCUGGUGCUGCGGCAGCGGCAGCGGCGGAGGCAGAGGCGGAGGCUGAGGAUCCCAAGGCCCAGCUCAAGCGCCGGCAGGCGGCGGCCGGCACGGCGGCGGUAGCGUCGGCCGCGGCGCGCCCGCCGCCGCCCGCCGGCGCGCUGCUCCGCUAUGCCGACGGCGCGCUGGAGGCGCGCUUUGCGGCGGCGCACAACGCCAGCCUGCGCCGCGGCGACCUGCUCUUCUCCCUCAUGCACCUUUCGGUGGCGCUGUGCUUUGCCGUGCUGCAGCCGGGCGCUGCGCUGCGCAGCGCCGCGGCGCAGGCGUUUGUGGCCGCGCUGGCGGCGCCGCUGGCGGUGAUGGCACUGGAUGCGAGCAGGUACACGCGCCACCGCGAGGCGCUGCUGGCCUCCCUGCUGCUGGCCCACGCCCUGCUGCUGCGCUGGAGCGGCGCGGCGCAGGCGGCGCCGCCGCCGCCGGGCGCGGCGCAGGCGCUGCCCUGGCUGCUGCGCACGUCGGGCGCAGAGGCGCUGCGCUUCUGCCUCUUCCUGCCGGUGCAAGCCCUGUGCCUGUCGGUGUUGCUGGCGCCGCUGGCCGCUGCCUGCCCCGCGGCGCUGGGCGCCCAGGCCGGCGCCUGCCUGCUCGCCGGCCAGGGCGGCCCCGGCAUGGCCCUCCUGCUGGCGUUGGUAGGCCUGCUGCCCGCUGCGGCUGUGUACAAGUUUGAGGCCCGCGCUCGCAGGCGCUUUGAGCAGGCGACGGCGGCGCAGGAGGAGGUGGCGGCCUGA